Molecule: messenger RNA, 567 nt
Organism: Xyrichtys novacula (pearly razorfish)
Lineage: Eukaryota; Metazoa; Chordata; Actinopteri; Labriformes; Labridae
Source: the annotation of a GenBank genome assembly
AUGGAGACGGCCCUCAUUGUUUACAGCUCCUCUCUGCGCUCCUCCACGUUUCCCCGCAGCCACCGCCGGGACGCGGGUCGCCGCAGAGCUCGCCGCCGCUUUGUUUCUGUAAACGUUCAUUCAGCUGAACAUCUGCACAAAGACGAGGCUCUGAGCUUUUAUUCUGAAGGUUUCUGUUCACUUCCUGUUCUGAUGAUGAUGAUGAGGAGCGGAGGAGGAGGAGGAGGAGGAGCGGGGCCGGGUGGGCGGUGGCAGGGUCAGGUCUCUGCUGGGUCUGAUCGCUGUCACGCCCCCGCAGACCUACCUGUACCUGUAGGCGCCGUGCUGCGUUCAGGUGCCGCAGGAAAACACGGACGCUGCAGAAAAACACCUGAGGUGGAAAUUUAAGAGGUCAGAGUCGGAGUCAACCGGCCUGUUUCCUCCUCUGACGAGCUUCACGUGGACGCUGCGCCUCCUCCUCCUCCUCCUCCUCCCACACUCUCCCCUCCAACAUCCAUCUUUAAUGUAAAAACCUCCGACAGAACAAUGGCGCCUCCCUGGGCGCCGGCCCUGCUCGCUAAUAAUUAG